Molecule: messenger RNA, 1533 nt
Organism: Acytostelium subglobosum LB1
Lineage: Eukaryota; Evosea; Eumycetozoa; Acytosteliales; Acytosteliaceae
Exons: 1
Biological process (GO): DNA repair; DNA alkylation repair
Cellular component (GO): nucleus
Molecular function (GO): dioxygenase activity
Source: RefSeq, a predicted model, not a curated record
AUGGAAUAUCUAAGCAGAGUACUUCUUCCAAAGAAAAGAAAGAGUGUUGAAGAUGAUGGCUCCACUUCCAUCACAUCCACUAGUUCCACAACCUCCACUUCUACCUCCAUCAACGACAACAACGAUAAUAACAAUAAUAAUAAUACCAAAACAAAGUUUAAGAAUAAGUUUGCCAUAAAGUAUAAUAAUGAGAAAUAUGAUAAUGAUAAGACUUAUUAUAAGUCUGAUGUGGACCAGGAGAAGUUGAGCCCGAAUAAACAAGCAACGUUGUGUGAUUUCCUAAUUAAUCACAAGGAGCCAGAGUUUGAAUUGGAGCAUCCACUUCCAAUUCCUGAAGUUAUCAAUCUUAGAGAUAACUCUGGCGUACUACAUUGGUGUCCUGGAUUCCUCACAUCGCGAAUGGCUGGUGUACUUCAACGCCAUCUCACUCAAGUUCUCAAACUGGAGCAGAGAGAAAUGAAGAUGUACGAUCGAGUGGUACCAUUGCCCCGACUCAUGGCAUGGAUGUCCCAUGAAGAUGCCGUGUCGAUGUACUCUGAAGAGAAAAGCCAGACAGUGUGGACACCACCAAUGCUCAUUCUCAAGAAUGCCCUGGAAACAAUGCUCAAUGUGGAGUUUGAAUACGUCCUCAUCAAUUAUUAUAGAGAUGGAAAGGAUCAUAUCAGUUUCCAUUCAGACAAGGAAGCUAGACACGAGAUGACCCGAGUCAUUGCAUCUCUCUCACUUGGCGCAACCAGACGUUUCAUUCUGAAACAUAUUGAAUCAAAGGAGACCAUGGAGUACUCGCUUCAUGCUGGAGACUUGAUUGUGAUGGCAGGCGAAACACAGAAUCAUUGGAUGCACAUGGUUCCCAAAGAGCCAAGGGUCAUCACUCCUAGGAUCAACCUAACUUUCAGAUGUAAGAUGCCUGAUGCGGCCAAAGAGCUACAGAUCACACCAGCAACUCAAACACCUUCAUCCACUCCUCUCUCAUUGGAAAAUUUCACUGGUCCAACACCACCUACACAACCUCCAAUGUCACCAGAGAGACAAUUAUCACCUUACUUGACUCCAGAAUCACUUCCACCUCCUGUCUCCAAGCCCUCUCCACCAGCUCCACCAAUCAAACCAAACAAUGAACCUCCUUUACUUCAACUGGCGCCUCGCUCACCACCACCAAAGCUACGACCAACUCUUUCAUUACCAACCAUCAAGUUUGGAAACAAGUUGACUCUUCCUGUAUCCAUUGCACCUUCCUUAUCUGCUUCCAAACUGGCAAAAGGAUCAACUUCUGCGCUCUCCCCACCCAACAAACUCUCUGCCCUGCAACAUCCUCCACUUCCUCUUUCUCCUCCUCGAUCUGUGACAACACCAACAAACAAACGACUUUCACUACCAACCUUAAAACCUUCACAUCCAUUGACCAUCCUGUCAUUGGGAACCAAGAAGCCAUUGCUUCAACCUCAGCCGCCAACGAAUCAAGUUCCAGUACGACCACUAUCCAACAGCAAUCAAGUUAAAGAUGAUCUUGAUGGUCUGGACUUUGACUUUGAU